This is a messenger RNA of Trichoplusia ni (cabbage looper), 2618 nucleotides long. Its product is annotated as leucine-rich repeat-containing protein 47-like. NCBI's taxonomy places the organism in Eukaryota, Metazoa, Arthropoda, Insecta, Lepidoptera, Noctuidae. Gene Ontology annotation, biological process: phenylalanyl-tRNA aminoacylation. The transcript is spliced from 6 exons. The coding region runs from base 132 to 1712 and encodes 526 amino acids. Gene Ontology annotation, molecular function: RNA binding; protein binding; phenylalanine-tRNA ligase activity. The record is from RefSeq and is a predicted model, not a curated record.
AUUGACAUUCAAUAAUUUUUUCUCAUGUUUUCUGUUUGUAACCGUCGUGGCGCGCGUUUUUUCUUAUUAAAUUCUAACUCGAUACCCAUAUAACAUCGGAAAUAUCACUUAAACCUACUUUAACCUUAAAAAUGAGUGCGUGGCCUGAAGUGACGACUGCGAAGUCGGAAAAUCGUCAUGAAAUUAAAUUGGCGGGUGCGGCUAUUUCGAAACGUAUAUCGGAAAGUGGUUUAGACAAAGGUAUAUUUCAAUUAACGAAUAUCAACCUUCUAAAUAUCAGUGAUACAUGUUUAUCGAGCAUCCCUGAUGAUAUUAGUCGUCUUGUAAACCUACAAUCUCUGCUUUUAUUCAGCAACAAAAUAGUGGAAUUCAAUAAAAACAUAACCUCGUUAAAAAAAUUAAAAGUGCUGGAUUUGUCGAGGAACCAGUUGAAGAGUAUUCCGGAGAGUUUGAACGAUAUGAAGGAACUGACUAGUAUUAAUCUGAGUUCUAAUGAAAUUGAAGAGAUGCCAAAAUUCAUUGAUUUUCCUAAUCUGAUCACCAUUGAUGUGUCAAAUAACAAGUUGACUAGUUUCCUGGACGUGGAGGACGCCGUGUUCCCGCACCUGACUGAUGUGAAGAUUAAGGGGAAUGCCAUUGACACAUUGCCAGGGUACAUAGUACGCAGCUUUCCACUUCUGAAGAACUUUGAUAUUGGAGAUAAUCAACUGAAGAGCAUGCCUGGAGAAAUAGCUAACAUGUCUAAAUUGAAAGAAAUAAAUCUAAAAGGCAACAAAUUCACGGACAAGAGGUUCAUGAAACUCGUAGACCAAUGCCGCACUAAGCAGAUCCUAGACUACAUACGGGACCAUUGCCCCAAGUCUGACCAGGCUCAGCCUGCUGGCAAAGGCAAAGGAAAGAAGGGCAAGAAGGAAGAACCACCUCCAGAAGACACAGAAUCAGACUUAUGCCACUCAAUGAAGAUAUUACACGUAGAAGAUGACAUCCUACGGGUCAAGAUUAAUGAGUCCCUCGUAUCUGCAGUCCGUCCGUACAUAUUGUGCUGUAUUGUACAUGACCUGUCCUUUGAUGAGACUUCUUUCAAGAAGUUUAUUCAGCUACAAACGAAGCUCCAUGAUACCGUAUGUGAUAAGAGAAAUGUUGCUACGAUUGCUACUCAUGAUCUGAAUAAGAUUGCACCAGGUGACCUAGUAUACACAGCUAAACCGCCAGCGGCACUAAAACUGACGCCCCUGUCAAGGCUGCGGCUCUACUCUGGCGAGCAACUGUUCCAGCAGCUCACCGCGGAAGCUGAGGCUCUGCGUAAAGAGAAGAAGAGGAAUGUCUACUCUGGAAUACAUAAGUACUUGUACUUGUUAGAAGGCAAGCCACUGUAUCCUUGUCUGGCAGAUUCUUCUGGCAAAGUGAUCAGCUUCCCACCCAUAACCAAUUCUGAAGACACUAAGAUGUCCCAAGAGACCAAGUCGAUGUUGGUCGAAGUAACAUCGCACACGUCCCUCGGCGCCUGCAAGACUGUGAUGAACAAGGUGCUGCAGGAGUGCCUGCUGCUGGGGAUAGGGCCUCAGGAACCCGGCGCUUCUUACCACACGCUUACUGUUCAACAGGUAAAAGUGGUGGAUCCUGAAGGCAACCUCAAAAACGUUUACCCGUCGCGAACCGACUGCGUCUACGAAGGCACCAACAUCAAAGUUGUACGAAACAACAAGAAGUAAACCACACUCCCAUUGGCCAUGAAUCUAUGAUGGAAGUUCACUAGAAGAUUGUACAUACGGAGAAGGCAAGAUUCAGAUUAAGAUCUGUCCCAAAAACUUUUUAUAAAAAUAUUUACUAUACAUAUACUGGAAUUUUUCACAUGAUAAUCCUUAAAAAAAAUAUCGCUUGUAUAUUAAAUUCUGUACAAUUAUUGAAAAGCGAUUACAUUCAUAUUUCAUACCGUUAAAUAUAUACCUAUGCACAAAUAUCUACCAAGCUAUGUGUAACCAGUGAUUAUAAGUUUAAUGCCACAAUUUUACACCUAAAGAGGGCUAAUUUUGAUUUUUUUUGUCUUUGAGUGUUGAUUUGGCUUGUUUUUUCAUGAGAGCAAGUGUUUGAUACGGUACCUGAUCACAAGUCAACGACGCGUUCGUACAGGGUCGUACUGGGCCAAACGCGCGAAACCACUAGUAGACUUUUGCCUACAAGUGUGUUACUCUGUGGUCUUGUAAGGCAGUAGUUGCAUAGAAACCAAAGACUUCGGGUAUCGAAUGCAAGCGCUGUCUCAUUUACUAACAGCCUUAAAGUUUAAUUGUAUGUUUUUAUGUCUUUAAUAUUGUGAUUGAUUAAAUUAAGCGUGCCAAUUAAAAGUGUGGCAACAUUGCUUUGUGUUAAAUCUAAACCAGUGUAUUUCCUAAUCUAAACAUCUAAUUAUCCAUGUAUCAAAAACUUAUAAAUGUCUUACUAAUUUUAGACUAUAAAAUCAUUUUGAUGUAUGCUUUAAUUAAGUUUAAAAUUUGUCUGUGAUGAAUCAUGCUAGUAUAAAGUACUUGAUGUGACACAUCAAUACCGAUUGUAACUUAAAAAGUAAGAGAAAGUUUUUGUUAAAUGUUUUCUUUUUAAUAUAAGUAUUUUUGUAACCUGUA